AUGUCUGCACCCCACGACCAGAACCGUCAUCCCCGCCGCCGUCCUCUUAAGGGUUCCGCAUCCCCUCUGAGCACCCAUGGCAUGCAGCUAAGGAAGAGCGGCACUUUCUCGUCGCCAACCCAUAUCUCGUCCGACAUCUGCGAGGUGGACCGAUUCUGCAUGCCCCGCCGCUCGCCUACCAACACUGACCGGCUGGAAGAGCUAGUCAACGACUCCAUCCAGGACCCUAACGUGCGUCGCGUCACCAACCUUCUCAAAGACUUCGAGGCGAGGGUCGCUGGCCAUAAGAGCGCUGUUACCGGCUGCGACCUUCUCAACGAUCCGGAGGUUCUUCCUGUCCCGAGCUUUGUCCUCGACAGCGCCCCAUUGGACCACACCCCAAUGGACAUUGACCCAAAGCCUACUGCAGUUGGACGCAGCCCCCAUGACCACGCUUCUGACAGCGGUCUGGGUUCCAGCAUCAGUGGAUCGAAAUACGGUAAGGAGUCACUGCAGCCACCCGUCUUGGAUGAGAACGCCCCACAUACUAACAUAUAUAAAGACGAGAUUCGCUCCCAGCGCUCGAGCGUCCGUGACUCCAUCAGCACUUCUAUCAGCUCGACGCAUUCGGCUGUCACCAGGUCCUUCUCAUCGCUCACCUUUUCAGAAGAGGAUCACGUGCUCGGCGAGCACACGUGCAAGCAGAUUCACGACUACAUCAUCAAGCCCAUUCUCGCCGAGGAGUCUCUCAAGGACUUCCACUCCCUCGUCAAGGACGUGCCUCGACGCAUAGGUGAGAAGAAUAUUCGCAACCUCCGUGACCUCGAGAAGACCCUCGUCUUCCUCGCACCCGUAAGUGGAAUCACCCGUUGUCUUUCUCAAAGUGCAGAAGCUUAUUGCAUUUUUCGUGGUUUAAAGGAGCUGUCGGCUUCCCCGGACUCGUACUUCCGCUUUUGCCAACGAUCGAUCCAACUCUUGGCUACGACCGUCCAGUACAUAUCCGAACAAGACCAGCGACUACCAACCGACCGCCCUUAUACUGACGGCUACUUCCUCGAUUUGAUGGAACAGAUUAGACGAUACGCUUCAAUCAUGGCUGCUACAAGAGAAAAAGAAACCAAGGGUGAGGAUCUGGACGAGAUGGAUUACUCACGCGAUGAGAAGAUCACCCUCCGCGGUGGCAUCAGCCACAACGGCCGUCCUGCCGAGCUCGUCCGGGAGAAGAACGGUAACGUCAUCCCCAUGUCGGUGGAAGCUUCAAACGCAUUCAGGAUCAAGCGUCGUCUGUCGGACGCCGACGAGGACAGCAUGGACGAGGACGAAGUAACCCGAUCCAUGGCGCGACGACGCAAGUCCGAGAAACCCGGAGACGUGAUGCACACUUGCCGUGACUGCAAGAAGGAGUUCAAGCGACCAUGCGACCUGACCAAGCACGAGAAGACCCACUCUCGCCCAUGGAAGUGCUCCGAGAAGAACUGCAAGUACUUCGAACUCGGCUGGCCGACUGAGAAGGAGCGUGAUAGGCACAUGAACGACAAGCACUCUGCUGCCCCUGCUCAGUACAAGUGUCUCUACCACCCAUGCACGUACGCUUCGAAGCGCGAGUCCAACUGCAAGCAGCACAUGGAGAAGGCUCAUGGCUGGGAAUAUGUUCGCUCCAAGAGCAACGGUCGCAAGAAGGGCGCUUCUGGCAGCGAGCACAGCCCCGCUACCCCUCUCACUCCCUUCAUCGGUACACCCAUGUCGGCGACCAUGACUACACCUAUCACACCAUUCGCUGCUUCGCCUCAAGUGCCCAUGAUCGAGAACUUUGACUGCUAUGGCUUCGGAACGCCGGCUAUGAGUGCUCACGGUUACCAAGAUGACUUCCGUCGUGACUCGAUCACCACCGAUGGCUCUCACUUCACAUACUCAUCAGGACAUUCGCCCGUUGAGCCCACAUCCUUCGACGAUGCUGUGACGCCAGAAGACACCCACAUCAACCACAACGACAUCUACAACGCCUGUGCACUGAACGCAAACUUCAACACGGGCUACCAGCAGCCAACCCCAAUGAGCACAGCGUUCGACUUCGCGCCGCUGCCAUUUGCGACGAAUAACAACAUGAACGGUCUGCCACAUCUAUCACCCAUGGCUCAGCCUGACAUCACCCUCUACUCACCAGACAUGGAUGAGGGCUUUGGCGGUGACAUGGACAUGACCAUGCAAGGCUUCAGUCGCCCCGGCCAGGACUUCACGUUGUUCGACACUGCGCCGCCCAGCCAGAUGACGUUCAACCACACGGCCAACUUCUUUCCCGAUUUCAACCAGGUUGGAGGCCAGUUCGACCCCCAAUACAUUGAGCCCACCACUACAUUGGAUGAUUUGAACUUUAUGGGCUUCGGGAACCAGCAGUAA
Alternaria arbusti is the source of this 2376-nucleotide messenger RNA. RefSeq lists its product as uncharacterized. The coding region runs from base 1 to 2376 and encodes 791 amino acids. NCBI's taxonomy places the organism in Eukaryota, Fungi, Ascomycota, Dothideomycetes, Pleosporales, Pleosporaceae. The record is from RefSeq and is a predicted model, not a curated record. The transcript is spliced from 2 exons.